UCCAUAAACUUGAGCACUAGAUGGCGGUGAUUCCUCGAGAGGAAGUGAUAGGGAGGUCAGAGAGCGAGUUUACUGCUUGUCCUGAUAACAAGCCGCCUGAGUCAGGACACACCCUGAUUGUGUUCCUUUGUUGUUUGAGAACACCUGCUGAUGCUUCGUCACAGAGCCAUCUGACAUCACUUCCGCAUUGUGUCCCUGUGAGCGUGUUCCGGACACUGAGCAGAACCGAAAGAAAGCCGACAGUGUCAAACACACAGUGAAGAGCGAUGUGAGGAUUCGCUCUCGACAUGAACGCGCUGCGCUGCUUCUCCCUGCUGCUGUCAGUGUCAGUGGCUCUUGGAGAUUUGAGCCGUCCUCAGAAUCUCUCUCUUCAGACUCUCAACACACAGUAUGUUCUGCAUUGGGACUGGGCUGAUGAUCAGCAGACGGCCAUGAAGGGGACGCUUACCUUCACUGCACAGUAUCUCUCGGCAUUUCAAUCCCGUAAGGCGGCUCAUAAGCAGAAAUGGAGGACAGUGUGUGCUGAUGUUUCAGAGCGUCGCUGUGAUUUCACUGAUGCUGGACUGAAUUACUGGGGCAUAUAUUACCUGCGUGUGCGGGCCAACACAGCACAGUGGUUCUCCAGCUGGACCAACAUCAGCUUCUGCCCUGAUAAAGAUGCUGAUUUAGGUCCUCCGUCCAGUGUGAAGCUGACCUCUGUUAAAGGAGAUCUAGAGAUCGUCAUCGCUGACCCUCUGAGCAGCACCAACGAGUCCAUGAAAACGCUGGCUCCCGACAUGCAUUACCUCAUCCAGUACUGGAAGCAGCUUGAAGGCUAUAAGAAGGCUGAAGUCUUAAAGACGAAGAAUAAUGUGGUGACGCUGUCUGAGCUGGACGGAUCAACAUGGUACUGCGUCAGAGUUCAGAGCUGCUGUGACUUCUACAACAAGACAAGCGUCUUCAGUGAUACACACUGCACACGCACUGAAGGACCGACUCCGUACUGGCAGAUAUUUCUGUACUUCCUGUUGUCGCUGGUACUGUGUUUCCUGCUGGUGCUGCUGGUGUGGUUUUGCUUUUACAAGGUGUUGAAGUCCUUAAAGAGCAUCUUCUACCCAAACGUUCAACUCCCGGCUCACAUUCAGGAGCUGUGGGUGUCUGACUCGGAGAAGCCGCACCUGCUCCCUCCUGAAUCUCCCAGUUCUGUCUGUGAAUGUGAACACCUGGACGUGAUCACUCUCUGCGCUUACAUGGACGCAGUCAUGGACGCCCAGAGCCUAAACUCUGAGGAUCAGGACACGAGCGCACCCAGCCGACACGGCAGCGGAGACUCCGGCUUUAACUCCACAGAGGAGGACUUCAGUCGACACGGCGUGAUCACUGACGUACAGACCGACGACGUGUGCAGGACGAACAGAAAGCACGCUGAAGAGCUGCAUGAUGGGACGCUGGAGCUCUGCGCUUAAGACCAGAAACAAACGACAGAGGCAAACAGAUGACUCCGUUUUGUUUGUCUCUGUUCAAACAUUUGUCAUCUUAUUGUAAUGUUGUGACAGCAGCACCGUGUAAAUGCAAAACCUUUGGAAGUUUUAUGGCAUUUCAGCCAUAUUUUCAUUUCUGUAUUUAAACAUGAAGAUUCUUUAUGAUUCUUAUAGAAUCUUAAUUCAUGUUUUGUCCCUCGAUGUCUUUCUUUGUUCGCUUCAAAAGCAGCUGCGUUUAAAAAGAGAGUAAACGUCAGUAUGGCUGUUCUCACACUCAUCUUCACCCAGUGUCACAUUAAAAUGGACUCUAUCAUAUACAGUUGCCUUGUUCUUGUUCAGAUUCUGUAUGUCUGUAUCACUCCAUCAAUGAUGACAGAGAUUUUAUAAAUGGUCUUAUUUUCAGGUUGAUGUUUUUCUGCAUGUGAAGACGGUUGAUUACAAUAAAGGGACAGUUCACCUAAUGGUUUAUAAUAGCGGUGAAUGGGAGGGGGGCGCAUUUUGAAGUAAAAAAUAAUGAUUCCAUACAUUAAAGUAAUCCAUACGACGUACGCAUCGAUUUGCAGUGAAAGAGUGACCUCUGACCUGAUGCAUGAUGCAAUGACGAAUGCAGAAUUGCAGAGGAGAGAGCAAAACAAAACACCGGUCACGAAUUAGAAAUCUGAAACAAGAAUUUUAAAGAGAAAUGUUGGAGGAUUUUGAUAUAAGAGAAGAGGAGCUUGAGUUUUGUUUUCGUCAGAAUCUAGUUAUUUGAAUUUGUAGUUUUAAAUAUUGACAUUUUUCUAACAAAAAUGCAUCGCUUCACUUCAGAAGGCCUUUAUUAACCCCCUGGAGUUGUACAGAUUACUUUUAUUACUAUUUUUUUGGGGCUUCAAAAUGCGGCCCCCCAUUCACUACCAUUAUAAACCUUGGAGGACUAAGGAUAUUUUUAAGUAUA
Ctenopharyngodon idella (grass carp) is the source of this 2394-nucleotide messenger RNA. RefSeq names its product interferon alpha/beta receptor 1a-like. Gene Ontology annotation, molecular function: interferon receptor activity; protein binding. The record is from RefSeq and is a predicted model, not a curated record. Lineage: Eukaryota; Metazoa; Chordata; Actinopteri; Cypriniformes; Xenocyprididae.